AUCUUACAAAAUAUCUAAUUUUUGUAAGCUUCUUGGUGGUACGUCUGUGAGCGUGUCUUGACAUGAGAUCCUGAAUGUGCUUGUAUGCUAUGACAGACUAGGUGUGUCUGUUGAAAACUGUGGACUCCCUUCCCCUGCAAAAUACCUUCCUCUCUUUCACCAAACUCCGAAAAAGUCUUCACAAGCCGAAACUACUGCAAGAAUGCUCCCUUUCCAGGCAGCUCCAGGUCAGUUUGGUCCAGAGGUGAGGGAGCCAGGGCUGCACUGCUUUCGGGUGGAGAAGUUGAAGGCUGUCCUAUUGAAGCCUUCUGAGGUGGGAGCGUUCUUUAAUGGAGACUCCUAUCUGGUGCUGGAGCACAGGGGUGAUCAGGGAGUGGACCUACACAUGUGGAUAGGAGAGAAGUCGUCUCGUGAUGAGCAGGUUGCGUGUGCCAUGCUUGCUACCCAGCUGGAUAACUUUCUGGGUGGAGAACCAGUCCAGCACCGGCACGUCCAAGGCUACGAGUCGCCGGAGUUCAUGAAGCUCUUCCCCAGGGGGAUCAGCUAUAAGGAGGGUGGAGUGGAGUCUGGCUUCAGGAGACCACAGAGUGGUUCUGGUCCAGUUCAAAGGUUGUAUCACAUCAAAGGGAAGAAGAACAUCAGAGCUAAGGAGGUGGACCUGAGCUGGGACAGUUUCAACAAAGGGGACUGCUUCAUCCUCGACCUAGGAGAGACAAUCGUGUCCUGGGUGGGCUCUCAGGCCAACAUCUUUGAGAAGCAGAAGGUGCGAGAGAUUGCCACCCUGAUAAGAGACACAGAGAGACAUGGCAAAGCCCAGAUCACUCACAUCAAUGAGGGAGAGGAGACGCCAGAAAUGUUGAAGGUGCUUGGUCCAGUGCCAGAGCUUAAGGAGAACACUCCAGAGGAUGACAGCCAAGCAGAUGUAUCUAACUCUGCAUCUCUCUACAAGGUUUCAGACGCUACAGGCUCAAUGAAGCUGACCAAAGUCUCAGAGAAAACUCCAUUUGCCAAGGACCUGCUCGUACGUGAUGACUGCUUCAUCUUAGACAAUGGAGCCAAUGGCAAGAUCUUUGUUUGGAAAGGCAGUGGAGCAAAUGCAGACGAAAAGAGGGAAGCUCUCAAGAUGGCAGAUGAUUUCAUACAAAAAAUGAACUAUCCCAGGAUGAAAACUCAGGUGGAGAUUCUACCACAGGGCCGAGAGACGGUCAUCUUCAAGCAGUUCUUCCAAAACUGGAAUUGAAAACUUAAUAGGUGGUCAACUUCAGGGUACUUUUAAUUGCACAGUCAAUGGAAAAGAAAGAUCUGUUUUCAUGAUGUCACAGUGAUGCAGUAUUUUGUUAUCUAAACCCACCAUUUCAUUCUCACAGAGUACAAAGAUGUACAUCUUUAAGAAAUAACAGCAAAGGGCCAUGAGUAAUCAUGUCAGUAUUGCUAACAUAGUUAACAGGCUGGUUAAGUUACCCAAGGACCAAUGUUUUUUUGUUUUGUUUUUUUUCUCCCUCUUUUCUGCGUGACCAUACCUAACUCGGUCACAUUAAAUUCAACUCCUAAAGCAACUGCCAUUCUUAGUGAUGAGACUGAUAUGUGUUAUUUACCAGUGUUCAGGCCAAUUUAACAAAGCUUAUGGACAGUUGUGGGUUUUUUUUUUUGUUUUUUUUUACUAAUUUUGUUUGUUAAUAAUCAGUUUAUUGUUCUAAAAGUAAUUAAAUAAAAAUCACAAUGACUCAAGAAACCAAA
This is a messenger RNA of Pygocentrus nattereri (red-bellied piranha), 1737 nucleotides long. RefSeq names its product capping protein (actin filament), gelsolin-like b (gene capgb). Gene Ontology annotation, biological process: actin polymerization or depolymerization; actin filament severing; barbed-end actin filament capping. NCBI's taxonomy places the organism in Eukaryota, Metazoa, Chordata, Actinopteri, Characiformes, Serrasalmidae. The record is from RefSeq and is a predicted model, not a curated record. Gene Ontology annotation, molecular function: phosphatidylinositol-4,5-bisphosphate binding; actin filament binding. Bases 203 to 1240 code for a protein of 345 amino acids. Gene Ontology annotation, cellular component: cytoplasm; actin cytoskeleton. The transcript is spliced from 10 exons.